GGCCGCGGUGCCCGAGACAUCCUCCAGAGCCGCUGGAUCUCAGGGAGUCUCGAUCUACAUUCUCGCCCGAUGUGAUCCUCGUCCUGGCUUCGUCUUGCUCAGGUGCCUUCGAUCCUCCGUCGACGACGCGGCUUCGGGCCCCGUCCCCCCGUCCCGGUGAUCGGGCCCGUCCUGGCGGCCGCCGACGCGGCUGCGCACGAUGCUCCUUCCUUCACCGGUCGGGGCGGCGGUGGAGCUGGCCGUGGCCGCCCUCGACGCCCUGAGUGCGGUCGGCGCGCCCGCGGGGCGUGGCACGGCUAGGCUCUGGCAGGUCCAGGGGGCCAAGCUGCAGCCGCUGGCGCGGGCGGGGGGGGCCGCCGGGGCCCGGCGGGUGGCCGCCGCGGCGAAGCUGGUGGCGGCCGCCGCUCCGCGGGCGAGGCACACCGUGAAGACCGCCGUGAAGCGGAAGGUGAGGGACAACCUGCGGCGCGGCGCCCUGAAGGUCGGCGCGUCGUCCGUGUGCUCGCUCGCGGAGGUGGCGCUGCAGCGGCGGUCCCGCAGCUCGCUCCCGGCCGCGACCGCGUCGGGGACCUUCGCCGCGCUGGGCAGCGCCGAGGAGCAGCUGCACGGUUCGCAUGUGGCCCCCUACACCUCUGCGCCCUCGUGUACGCCCCGUGCGGGGAGCGCCGGGGCGCGCUCGCCGUGCUGGACGGCGAGCGCGGCCCGCCUGGCGCGGAGCCGGCGCCCCCCUGCGUGCGGUGGUACGCCUACGUGGGCGGCGACGCGCGGCGCGGCUUCUGGCACUGCCGCGGGCCCGCGGGCGGCCACCUGGUCCUCGCGGAGCGCGGCACCGUGGCCGGCGACGUGGGAGACCUGCGGCAGGACGCGUGCCUGGCGCUCGGCUCCGGCCUGGCGGCCGUCUCGGCGCGCGCCAGGGCCGCCCGGGAGGCGCUCAAGGCGCAGGCGGCGUGCCACGAGUGCAGCAGGGUCACGGUGUGCGGGCACUCCCUGGGCGGCACGGUGGCCGCCUUCCUGGCCUGCUCCGGGCCGCGGGGCGGCCCGCGCGUCCACGGCGCGCACGCCUUCAGCCCCGGCGGCACGCUGGACGGACCUGACGCGGUCGCUGGCGUGCGCGCUCGCGCCCGCGGACAUCGCCGUGCACCGCGUGGCGGGCGACCCGAUCUCGGCCGCGUUCUUGCCGCACGCGCAGCGGGUCUACGCCAAGCGCCGCGGCUGCGAGGGCGGCGAGGAGGAAAAAGGAGGCAGGCUCGCGGAGGCGACGGGCCCCCUGGAGACGAGCUCCUCGAGUCCGUCGAGCUCGCAGGGUGCACCUCGGCACCAGCGCCGCCAUGCAGCAGUCAGUAGCUAGUCGAAUUCACUUGCCAAUUCGGCACACGGCGCAACGCGAUGCCCUCUGGCCGUCCCCUGGGGCAGAAAGGCCGCCGCUUCCUCCGGGCGCUGUGGUGCGGG
Prorocentrum cordatum is the source of this 1449-nucleotide messenger RNA. NCBI's taxonomy places the organism in Eukaryota, Dinophyceae, Prorocentrales, Prorocentraceae. The record is from the annotation of a GenBank genome assembly.